AUGCGCUAUCAGCCACGACUCCGGGAUGGAAAGGCGGCGCCGUUGCCCUGGCCGCUGGCCAUGUAUCGUCGCCUCAAUCAUAUUGCCUGGCCGCUGGAGGAUGGGGCCAGUCGGCGUAUGGUGUUCAUAGAGCGGCUGCUAAUCUUUGUCGGAUUUAUCAUAUUCUGUGAGCACAACGAGGUGGACAUGCAUUAUGUGCUGGCCUAUCGCAACGAUAUUGAUAAGAUGCUGACGGGUGUGCCGACAUAUUUGGUGCUGUUCGAGAUGCAGAUACGCGGCUUUCAGCUGGCCGCCACGAAGGAUUCGUUCAAGCAGCUGCUGCAGAAAUUCUAUGCAGACAUCUAUGUGAGCCAGGAAACGGAGCCAGUGAGAUUUGCACGCAUCCAACGUCAGAUGCUGGGCACGCGUCUCAACUCAGUGGUUUAUUUAAUGGCACUGUUCAAUUUCUCGCUGGUGCCCGUGCAGAAUGUUAUCUACCAUCGACGAGAGAUGCUCUAUCAGCAGGUUUAUUUCUUUGACAAUACAAAGCUGCAGUACUAUAUACCCCUGAUCUGUGCCAACUACUGGGUGGGCAUUAUAAUUACAACGAUGAUCUUUGGCGAGCUGAAUAUUCUGGGCGAGCUGAUGAUGCAUCUGAAUGCACGCUACGAGCUGCUCGGCCGGGAUCUGAAGCAGGUGGCCAAGGCGCUGCUGUUGCACGGACAUCCAGCUAAAAUAGCAGCUCAGUAUCGUUGUGCACUCAUCGAGAUAUUGCGGCGAAAUGCUGCUUUGAAUCGCUUUGGCCAGCAAAUGGAGCUGGAAUUCAGUUUUCGCAUAUUUAUAAUGUUUGCGUUCAGCGCUGCGCUACUCUGUGCCAUGGGCUUCAAGGCUUAUACGAAUCCAGCGGGUAAUAUUGUGUAUAUCGUUUGGUUUACAGCCAAAUUCUGUGAGCUGCUCGCCUUGGGCAUGCUCGGCUCGAUUCUUUAUGCAACGACGGAUCAAUUAAGUGUCAUGUACUACUGCUGUGACUGGGAGCAGGUGAUCUACAAGUCGAGCAAUGCUCAAGAAAAUGUGAAACUCAUGAAGCUAGUCACAAUGGCCAUCGAGAUUAACUCCCGUCCAUUUUACCUAACUGGCCUAAAGUAUUUUCGCGUUACGCUGGUCGCUGUACUAAAAAUAAUACAAGGUGCUUUCUCGUACUUUACGUUUCUAACUUCGAUGCGUUAA
This is a messenger RNA of Drosophila virilis, 1206 nucleotides long. RefSeq names its product Odorant receptor 74a (gene Or74a). Lineage: Eukaryota; Metazoa; Arthropoda; Insecta; Diptera; Drosophilidae. Gene Ontology annotation, cellular component: plasma membrane. Gene Ontology annotation, molecular function: odorant binding; olfactory receptor activity. The record is from RefSeq and is a predicted model, not a curated record. Gene Ontology annotation, biological process: sensory perception of smell; detection of chemical stimulus involved in sensory perception of smell.